Molecule: messenger RNA, 953 nt
Organism: Coffea eugenioides
Lineage: Eukaryota; Viridiplantae; Streptophyta; Magnoliopsida; Gentianales; Rubiaceae
Exons: 2
Coding region: 21-935 (304 amino acids)
Molecular function (GO): protein dimerization activity
Source: RefSeq, a predicted model, not a curated record
CCAGGGGUUUGAUUGAUAGAAUGAAUGAUUAUGAGUUUGUUUUUGCAUUGCACCUGAUGAAGUAUUUAUUGGGAAUCACAAAUGACUUGUCACUUGUUUUGCAACAAAGGGAUCAAAAUAUUGUCCAAGCCAUGAGUUUGAUUGAUACUAUGAAAUCUCAAUUGCAAGACUUUAGGGAAGAGGGAUGGCAAAUAAUUUUAGAUGAAGUCAACAAUUUUUGUGAGUUGAAUAUGAUUCCCGUGAUUGAUAUGGAAGACAGUAUAGCAAUCCGUGGCAAUGCCAGGCGCAGUCGCAGAGGUCAAACCAUCACUAAUUUUCAUCAUUAUCGCGUGGAAAUUUUUUGUGAGGUUGUUGAUUUAAUUAUACAAGAGAUGAAUAAUCGUUUCUCGGAAGUUAGCACGGAAUUGCUUAGUUGCAUAGCAUGUCUUGAUCCAAAAAGUUCUUUCUCUCAAUUCAAUGUGCAGAAACUACUCCGUCUUGCUGAUUUAUAUCCUGAAGACUUCUCAAGUAACGAUUAUUUAUAUCUUGAGUCUCAACUUCGAAAUUAUAUUUAUAAUGUGCAACGCGAUCCUCAAUUUUCAGAAGUUGGAGAUUUGGGAAGUCUUGCUCAACAAAUGGUUAAAACUGGUAAAAAUACAGUUUUUCCAUUGGUUUAUCGUCUGAUCCAGUUGGCAUUAGUUCUACCAGUUGCGACUGCUUCUGUUGAAAGAGUAUUUUCUGCAAUGAAUAUUGUCAAGACUGAUUUGCGCAACAAAAUGGGAGACGAGUGGAUGAAUGACUGUCUGGUUGUAUACAUCGAGAAGGAUAUUUUUGCAACAAUUGAAAAUGAGCAAAUAUUGCAGCGUUUUCAACGGAUGAAGACUCGCAGAAUGCAAUUGCCUCCUCUUCGUUAUUCGAGUGCAACAACUACCAAUACUUCAAGUGUUAAUCAAUAACAAAUUUUUGGGUAUGUA